Messenger RNA from Psilocybe cubensis, 615 nucleotides. RefSeq lists its product as uncharacterized. The record is from RefSeq and is a predicted model, not a curated record. Gene Ontology annotation, molecular function: Hsp90 protein binding; protein-folding chaperone binding. NCBI's taxonomy places the organism in Eukaryota, Fungi, Basidiomycota, Agaricomycetes, Agaricales, Agrocybaceae. The transcript is spliced from 5 exons. Gene Ontology annotation, biological process: chaperone-mediated protein complex assembly; protein folding. Gene Ontology annotation, cellular component: nucleus; cytosol. The coding region runs from base 1 to 615 and encodes 204 amino acids.
AUGGUACAGCAUCCCGAAGUUCUUUGGGCUCAGAGGAGCUCUGACUCUGACGACGAAAAGAAUAUCCUCUUCCUCACCGUCAAUCUCCCCGACAUCAACGAGUCCUCCCUCGUCUAUGAACUCACUCCAACCUCCAUCUCCUUCAAGGCAAACACAGGAUCUCAGGAGAAGAAGGAGUAUGCCUUUGAUCUCGACUUUUACCGCGAGGUCGUUCCAGAGAAAUCAACAAAAAAACUAAAUUCUCGUUCCUUCAACCUUGUCAUUCGCAAAAAGGACAAGCAAUCCGAAUACUGGCCCCGUCUCACAAAGGAAAAGGUCAAGAAUGCCUUUUUGAAGACAGACUUUAGCAAAUGGGUCGAUGAAGACGAGCAAGGUGACGCCCCAGACGAUAUCCCUGAUGACAUGGAUCCCAUGGGCAUGGGAGGUAUGGGUGGUAUGGGCGGCAUGGGUGGAAUGGAUUUUGAAAAGAUGAUGGCACAGAUGGGUGCAGGCGGCGGUGGAAUGCCUGACUUUGGUGGCGCAGGAACGUCCGGCUCAGCUGCUGACGACCACGACGACGACGACUCGGAUGACGAUGGUCCCCCUCCUCUCGAAGACGCCGAGCCCUCCAAAUAG